This is a messenger RNA of Aquila chrysaetos chrysaetos, 4849 nucleotides long. RefSeq names its product heat shock protein family A (Hsp70) member 4 (gene HSPA4). The record is from RefSeq and is a predicted model, not a curated record. Gene Ontology annotation, cellular component: nucleus; cytosol. Gene Ontology annotation, molecular function: ATP binding; ATP-dependent protein folding chaperone. The transcript is spliced from 20 exons. Gene Ontology annotation, biological process: protein folding. The coding region runs from base 1270 to 3768 and encodes 832 amino acids. Lineage: Eukaryota; Metazoa; Chordata; Aves; Accipitriformes; Accipitridae.
AGCUUCCUCUCCCCGCCCCUUUCCUCUCAGCGCUCCGCUCGGCCGCGGCCCGACGGGAUCUUUCGAGAAGUCCCCCCGCCCCGAGGAGGCAGCGCCCGCCGCCGCCGCCGCGCAUUUAAACGGGCCGAGCCGCCGCUCCUCAAGGCGCCUCAGUCCCUUCUCCCGCCGUAGCUAUGUCGGUGGUGGGCAUCGAUUUGGGUUUCCAGAGCUGUUACGUGGCCGUGGCCCGCGCCGGCGGCAUCGAGACCAUCGCUAAUGAGUACAGCGACCGCAGCACGCCAUCAUGUAUAGCCUUUGGACCCAAGAAUCGCUCAAUUGGUGCUGCAGCUAAAAGCCAGGUGAGCGUAUAGUUUGGGUAAAAGCAACUUCAGUAGUCAAGAAUCAGAUUAGCACAAUGUAUUUUUUUUAUCAUUGAAGGUUACAAAUGUCUCUGAGCUGGUGUCCUAGUGUCUCCAUAAUUGUAAUGAACAGCUGAGCUUAAUUCAGCUGUUCAGCAUGUAAUGCUGCUUUGUCAUCUUGGACAGAAUAAGGGUUGAUGGUUGUACGUAAUGAAAGGUACAAAAGAAAAAUCUUUGCCCUUAAAUUCUGAUAAAUACUAGUGUUUUCUUUUAGGUUGCAAAUGUAAAUUCUAAAGCGAAGCAGUAGUGUUUCAUCCUACUUUAGCUUCUUCCAGUUCGUGUGCAUUAUGAUAGCUUUUAAUUAUGUGACUACAUUCUGUAGAAUUCCAUUAAGUGCAUAGUUCUGGCAGAAAGGGGACAAGCUUGAGUGUAAAUAUAUAUAGCUUUCUUGACUCUUUGUGGUUGAAUUACAACCUAAAUACUUGUCUUAGGCAUUCUUGUUCAUACUUUGAGUUUCUAUUGGUGUAGGUAGGUAAAUAUGAUUUAAGGACUGAGAAGAAGUUAAGCUGAUUUGUCCUGCUUGUGACAUUUGGGUCCUGCUGUAUUGUAUCUUGUAUUGCUGUGAAACCCCUAUGAAACAUGAUUUUUUUUUGAAGUCCUCUACAGGAAGUGACUAUUCAAACACUUGGUUUUUCUUAGCCUAAAAUACCUAGAGAUGUGUGAAGAUUCAUUAUCUAGAAUACAAAAAUGACUGGACACAACCAUGUUAUUCAAGAACAGAAGAACUGUACUAGAACUAAAUACAGAUGUUUUUUCUGGAAUUGAGUGUCUGCUUAGCUUAAAGAAAUUCAUUGAUACAGAGAUCCAGUAGAGAUGAGUUAAAUCAAGUUGACAGUAUCACGUUGGUGCCCUCCUGACUUUUUAAAGCUUCAUGACAAGGUCCUUGAGCUGUUUUGUGAUAAUAUCUGUGUGUUGGCUGUCACAUGCAUGUGAUGAACCUGAACUGGAGUUUACGUCAAUAUGCUUGUUAUAUUUGCAAAAUUACUGGCUGCAACGCAAUAGAAAGGUUAUUUCAAAUGCAAAGAAUACAGUACAAAGUUUUAAAAGAUUUCAUGGUCGUGCAUUCUCAGAUCCCUUUGUUCAAGCUGAAAAAGCAAGCCUUGCGUAUGAACUUGUCCAGCUGCCAACAGGCUCAACUGGCAUCAAGGCCAUGUACAUGGAAGAAGAAAGAAACUUUACUAUUGAACAGGUGACAGGAAUGCUUCUUACCAAAUUAAAAGAGACUGCUGAGAAUGCGCUUAAGAAGCCUGUAGUUGACUGUGUUGUUUCUGUUCCUUGUUUCUACACAGAUGCAGAAAGGAGAUCUGUGAUGGAUGCUACACAGAUUGCUGGUCUCAACUGUCUGAGACUAAUAAAUGAAACAACUGCAGUUGCCCUUGCAUAUGGAAUCUAUAAGCAAGACCUGCCUGCCUUGGAAGAGAAGCCACGGAAUGUUGUUUUUGUGGAUAUGGGGCAUUCUGCAUAUCAAGUUUCUGUUUGUGCAUUCAACAAAGGAAAACUGAAAGUUCUUGCUACAUCAUUUGAUACAACACUUGGAGGCAGGAAGUUUGAUGAGAUGUUAGUUGAAUACUUUUGUGAAGAAUUCGGAAAGAAAUAUAAACUAGACAUAAAGUCAAAGAUUCGUGCAUUGUUGAGACUAUACCAGGAAUGCGAAAAACUGAAAAAAUUGAUGAGCGCUAAUGCCUCUGAUCUUCCGAUGAACAUAGAAUGCUUCAUGAAUGACAUAGAUGUCUCUGGAACAAUGAACAGGAGCAAAUUUUUAGAGAUGUGUGAUGGACUCCUUGCAAGAGUAGAACCCCCCCUUCGCAGUGUGCUGGAGCAAGCCAAGUUAAAGAAGGAGGAUAUUUAUGCAGUAGAGAUAGUUGGUGGUACCACAAGAAUCCCUGCUGUAAAAGAGAAGAUCAGUAAAUUUUUUGGCAAAGAAGUCAGUACAACUUUGAAUGCAGAUGAGGCUGUUGCACGAGGUUGUGCGCUGCAGUGUGCUAUUUUAUCCCCGGCUUUCAAAGUGAGAGAAUUUUCUAUCACAGAUUUGAUACCGUAUCCUAUUUCUUUACGAUGGAAUUCACCAGCAGAGGAAGGGUUAAGUGACUGUGAGGUCUUUCCCAAGAACCAUGCCGCUCCAUUUUCAAAGGUCCUCACAUUCUACAGAAAGGAACCUUUUACUCUUGAGGCAUACUACAGUUCUCCCAAGGAAUUGCCUUACCCAGAUCCUGCUAUAGCUCACUUCUUGGUUCAGAAGGUCACUCCUCAAACAGAUGGAUCCAGUUCAAAAGUGAAAGUGAAAGUUAGAGUAAAUAUCCAUGGCAUCUUCAGUGUUUCAAGUGCGUCUUUAGUGGAGGUUCAUAAAUCUGAUGAGAAUGAGGAGCCUAUGGAAACAGAUCAGCAUGCAAAAGAGGAAGAGAAGAUGCAGGUAGACCAGGAAGAGCAACAAAAGCCUGAAGAACAACAGCAGGCCCAACCUGAAAAUAAGGCAGAGUCUGAAGAAAUGGAGACUUCUCAGGCUGACUCAAAAGACAAAAAAGUGGAUCAACCGCCUCAAGCCAAAAAGGCUAAAGUAAAGACGACUACAGUGGACCUUCCUAUUGAGAAUCAGUUGGUGUGGCAGAUAGGGAAAGAUAUGCUGAACUUAUUCAUUGAGAAUGAGGGUAAAAUGAUAAUGCAGGAUAAGCUAGAGAAAGAGAGGAAUGAUGCCAAGAAUGCAGUGGAAGAAUAUGUGUAUGAUAUGAGAGACAAACUCUGCGGUAUUUACGAGAAAUUUGUUAGUGAAGAUGAUCGAAAUAGUUUCACGCUGAAGCUGGAAGAUACAGAAAAUUGGCUUUAUGAAGAUGGUGAAGACCAACCCAAACAAAUUUAUAUUGAUAAAUUGACAGAAUUGAAGACUCUGGGUCAACCUAUUCAGGCAAGAUUUCAAGAAUCGGAGGAAAGACCAAAAGCAUUUGAGGACUUAGGGAAGCAAAUUCAACAGUACAUGAAAACUGUUCAUGCAUUCAAAGCAAAGGAUGAACAGUAUGACCAUCUAGAUGAAGCAGAUGUAGCAAAAGUGGAGAAGAGUGCAAAUGAAGCUAUGGAGUGGAUGAACAACAAACUUAAUCUUCAAAACAAGAGAAGUCUUACUUUGGACCCAGUUAUAAAAGCUAAAGACAUACAAGCUAAAACUAAAGAAUUGACAAGUAUUUGUAAUCCUAUAGUCACAAAACCAAAACCCAAAGUUGAACUCCCAAAGGAGGAAGAGAAACCGACUGAACCCAAUGGACCAGUAGAAGGCCAGGGAGAAGCCAACGGUGGGUCCCAGGCUGCCGAACAGAGUGCUGCUGCUGCCGCUGCCCCAACAGCCACGGAGAAGAAGCUUCCCGAAAUGGACAUUGACUGAAUUUCAGCACUUGUUUAUAUUAUUGCAAACUACAAUAAAGCUUUAAGUUGUCAACUUUGUAUGUUCUGAAUACAAAUUGAAGCAAGUGAAUACCACAGCACUCUUAGGAAUUUUUGGAGAGGUUUGGUCAAUGCAUCAAGUCAGAACGCUUAGGUAGCUAACUACUCAGUUGAAUAAGCAGUAUUUCUUACCAUUAUGAUUGUAUUUAGAAGUUUUGGUAUUCUUACUUGACCUACAGGAACAGCCAUAUGCUGGUUCUCUAUUUUUAAUGUCCAUGGUGAGUCGAUCUUAUUUUAAAGUAGUGAGACAGCACCCUCUGAAGCCAGACUGGGCACACUGUUGUUUGUUCCCUUGUGGACUGCAGCAACAGUGUUUAUAUAAAGUGCCCCUUGACACUUGCACUGCAAGAAGAUAAUGGGGGAGAGGGAGUGCUCCUGCUAAAGCAUAGUCUUUCACUUGCUCACCUUAAUCUAGCCCUUGUUUUUAGUGUUAAUGCACCACUCUAGAUUUGAUUUGCACUUGAACAGUUCAUAGUAACACAAGGUUUGCAGAGCAUCAGCACGUUUAUUCCUUAGCUGGUGCCCUUGCGUGACAGGUGACUGGGAUUCAUUGAUCUGAUAACAUAGAGUAGCAGCCACUGUGCACUCCUGCAGCUCAGACCAUGAAUGUGCUCUUAGACACGAGUGUCUGCUCCUGGCCAACUCCCCAGCUGGUUAGAGCCUGUAAACUUUUUUGUCUCUAGUGAAAUUAGCUGCUUGUAGAAAGAAUGAAUACUUGUAUUUCAGCUGCCUAUGCUGAUAGCCAAUUCUGACUUGUUCCUAACUUUUUCUGAAGGGGGUAUGCUUGCUUCCACGAGGCCUUCAUUUGGAAUGCUUGGUUUUUUUUUUUUUGUUCUGUUUUCUUUCCCAGGAAAAGAAAGACCUGAGCGAUUUGGCAUUUUUUUCUAUGAGCUUUAUACAAUGAUUUGCUUCUAGUACUGAUUGUCAUUAAACUUGCAAACAUUAAUUUGUAUGUGUUAAAACCCAAAGCUGAAACACCCAUUCAGAUAUUGCAAGAAAUAAAUGCACUGGAUUCUACUGGA